CAGAAAUAAGAAUAUAAUAAAAUUAAAUAUUAAAUGGCGGUGUUUGUUUAAAAUUAUAUAUAGACAGCUUUAGCUAAUUAAAGUUGGUUACACGGUGAUUGUGCGGUUAAAGCGAUUUGCGAAAAUAAAGGCCGAAAACCGAACGCGUGUGCUUGUCUGUUUCGACGAACUUGUGUCUGUGUUUGUGUAAACGACGUCCCAGCAGCACGCAAUAAGAACGAAAAAGCAAAAAGAGACAACGAGGACUACGUCAAAGUUGGAAGAAGCAGAAACAUACACUGCGAAAAGAAAUCACAAAACACACUGAAAAGUAUUAAACGCGCAACAAUUUCGGUUUUAAGCAUUUGAACUAAAAUAUAAAAAAUAAACUGAAACAUGACUGAGGUAGAGCAACCGCCACAAAACGGCAUAGAUCCAACCGCGGGUGAGGAAGAUGAGAACAGUAAAGCACGUCCCGCGGACAUUGAACAGGACAUGCGGGAAAUGGAGCGACGCAAGCGUGUCGAGGCCAUCAUGGGAUCGAAGCUGUUCCGUGAGGAACUGGAGCGCAUUGUGGAUUCGGCACGCGAGGGCGGCGCAGGUGCCAGUGGCAUAUUGCAGCAAUUGUCUGAUAUUGUGGGCGUGCCCGUUAACCGAGUAAGCAAUGUCUUUAAGAGCAGCAGUUGCAUGGUGCCCAUCAACGAUAUACGCGGCGUGGAAUCGUUGGGCUAUGCCAAGGGCGAGAAGAUACUCAGGUGCAAACUUGCUGCCACAUUCCGGCUACUAGACCUGAACGGCUGGACACAGGGUCUGGGAGCACAGAUCACGGCCCGCCUAAAGGUCGAUCAGGAGUACUUUUUGGUCAAUCCGUAUGGACUAUUGUACCAUGAGGUCACCGCCUCUUCCCUCAACAAAGUCGACAUGCAGGGCCACAUUGUCGAACAGGGCACCACCAACUUUGGGGUGAACAAGAGCCACUUUGUCUUGCAUUCGGUGGUUCAUGCAGCGCGUCCCGACAUCCGUUGCGCCAUCUAUAUUGGCUGCAGUCCCGUGGUGGCCAUCUCCUCGCUGAAGACAGGCCUGCUGGCCCUCACCAAGGAUGCCUGCGUGUUGGGCGAGAUUAGCACACACGCUUACACCGGUUUGUUUGACGAGGAUGAGCGCAACCGUUUGGUCCGCAACCUGGGUCCCAACUCUAAGGUUAUUCUGCUGGCCAACCACGGCGCCUUGUGCUGCGGCGAGACCAUCGAGGAGACGUUCUUUGCUGCCUGCCACAUUGUGCAGGCGUGUGAAACGCAGCUGAAGCUGCUGCCAGUUGGCAUUGACAACCUCGUGCUCAUACCUGAGGAGUCGCGCAAGCUUAUCUAUGAGCAGUCGCGUCGCCCACCAGCGGACUUGGAAAAGAAAUUUGCCGCCAUUACAACUGAUGAGGAUGGCGCCGCUUCCAGCAAAGAGGAACCUACGCCUAAAAUAGGUAAUCCGCCCAAGUGGCGUGUGGGUGGUGCGGAGUUCGAAGCACUCAUGCGGAUGCUCGACAAUGCCGGUUAUCGCACUGGGUACAUCUACCGCCAUCCGCUGAUCAAAUCGGAUCCGCCAAAGCCUAAGAACGAUGUAGAACUGCCACCAGCUGUGUCCUCAUUAGGCUAUCUGCUUGAGGAGGAGGAGCUCUUCAGACAGGGCAUCUGGAAGAAGGGUGAUCUGCGCAAGGGCGGCGAUCGCAGUCGCUGGCUCAACUCGCCCAAUGUUUACCAGAAGGUCGAGGUACUGGAAACUGGCACUCCAGAUCCCAAGAAAAUCACAAAGUGGGUAGCCGAAGAUUCGCCCACCCAUUCGACGCCGGUGCGAAUCGAGGAUCCGUUGCAAUUUGUGCCAGCUGGAACCACAACCAAGGAGUUUAAGCGGGUCCAACAGCAAAUCAAGGACAAUCGACGCGCGGACCUUAUUUCCGCUGGCCCACAAUCGCACAUACUGGAGGGCGUUACCUGGGAUGAGGCAAAUCGCAUCAAAGAUGCUACUGUCUCGCAAACUGGUGACCAUGUGGUGCUAAUGGGUGCCGCCUCCAAGGGCAUCAUACAGCGCGGAUUCCAACAUAAUGCGACAGUCUAUAAGGCGCCCUAUGCCAAGAAUCCCUUCGACAAUGUGACAGACGAUGAGCUCAACGAAUAUAAACGUACCGUGGAGCGCAAAAAGAAGAGCAUUCAUGGUGAAUAUACCGACACAGACUUUUCGGAAUCGGAGGCACUCAACUCGAUGCAGGCGGCGGGUGCACAUGCACAUGCAAAACACGCACAGAGUGAGCCAGAAACGGAACACCAAGUCAUACAGAUUCAAACGCAGCAGGCGCCCAUUCCCAGCCAGGCUGAGGUCGUGCUGAGUGAUGCAAUGUGCUCAUAUUUGGCACACAAAUACUCUUUUCUCUAUGCGCCCGUGCAGCGCUACUUGGACGCAUGUGUUGCACGGCUUCAGUGCGUCCAGGCUAAUGUAAUAUACAAAAUCGAUGCCUCAUAUAGGCACAACUAUCCGCUGCUGAGCAGCAGCCACAACGGCACCUUGAACAACACCCAGACAGGGGUCGGCGGGGAGGAGAGCUUCGCUGUGAAUCUGGCUGCCAGCAGCACACCUGUGCAGGCCAGCAGCAGGCAAUGGGCAGGUGACAGCAGCUAUACUAGCAUAAUGAAUCCGACAGCUGCACCGUUUCGCACCUUCUCGCACUACGGCUUCAACUGUCCCCUGGCGAAUGCGCCCAGCAUCCCGCUGCAUCCGGCCAACCAGAGCAUCUGGCAGACGGUGUCCGAGCAGCGCGAGCGAGUCGUCUCCUUUAUAGACCUGGCCAAUCUGAGCUUUGCCAAGCGCCGGAUGCUUAAUGUGCUCAACGCGAGCGGCAGGCGUCCGGCCGCAGCGUUAGCCGAGACAUCGUCGCCCUCAUACGUUUCCGAGAUGCAGAUACAACUGGAGCGGACGCCGUCGCGCAAGCAGCGCAAUAACAGUGCGGCAACCAGCAGCAGUUGCCAGCAGAGCGCCGACGACUCGCUGGACGAGCUGACCGCGCAGUUCAGCUCCAUGCUGAGCAUACACGAACCGCACAUGAUUGCCCAGCCGGAGCCGGACCGCGACGAUGACAGCAUGUAUCCCAGCACUUAUACGCUGCGCAGCUUUCUGCCGGACAAUCAUGCGCUGCCCAAGGAUGACGGCAUAGCGACCGACAAGCCGGAGGCUGAGCAGGCCAUGUACCAGAACGGCGACGACAGCGGAUUAGGCGGACUAACCGGCAACAGCAAUAACAUAAAUAGCAGCGGGGCUGGGAGACGCGAGCGCCAUUGCACCACCAGCAAUGACUCCUCCACCCAGGAGGCGGAGGCGUACAGUCAGGGCAAGCAUAUUAGGCUGACACUGAGCAGCUCACCGGAGGCGGAAUCUCAGCUGAAAAGCUCCUCGAUCGAGAUUCUGAUCAAUGUCUCGUUGCGCAACACGGAGUGCGUGCAGUCCGUGCAGGCACACGAGCAGGAGUUCCGCUCCAAGCUGGAGAAGGUCAUCGACGACGAGAUUCACUAUAUAUCGCAGCAGCUGGCGAUGCAGCAGCGCACCGUACAUCUCUUGCAGUCAUCGGAGCAGCCCUCCCGUGCCCCGCUUGCCUCGCCCACCGCCUCCACGUCGCUGUUGCAGCGCUGCAACUCGGCGCCGGCGCUUUGCCACACCUACAGCUAUGUGGCGCUGGCCGGUUCCGAUACGCCCCCGCCACUGGCGCCGCCAACGACGCCAACGUCCGCCUCGCACAGCUAUCCCGAGCCGGAGGCACUGCAGCGUCUGCUCAGCACGCUGGAGCACGAGCUGCAGCAUCUGCUGAAUAGCAUCAUACGCGCUCACGAGCUGCAUAAUCGUGCCGUCAUCUAUGACUGUCGCACGCGCAUCUCCCAGAUGCGGGACGAUAUUAAGGGCGUGGUGAGGCGAGCCCGGGCCAAGUAGGCUCCAUCUAGGCAGUCCAUUCCUUUUAAUCGAUCCAACUAUUACUCAACUUGGCACUUGAACAUUUGUUUUUUGUUAAUAAUUUUAAAAGUUCAUCAUUGAAUUGUCUUUUCUGUUAUUUUUCUUUACCUACAAAAUUUUGGCCAUGUAUUAUAAUUAAGCACAAUAUAUUCUUAAGAUACUUUGAUUCUUCAAGCUAUAAUAAAUGUCCUGCGCAAGCUUUAUUCUCUAUAUUA
Molecule: messenger RNA, 4178 nt
Organism: Drosophila montana
Lineage: Eukaryota; Metazoa; Arthropoda; Insecta; Diptera; Drosophilidae
Gene: hts
Product: adducin 1-like protein hts
Exons: 12
Coding region: 376-3942 (1188 amino acids)
Cellular component (GO): plasma membrane; cytoskeleton; postsynaptic density
Molecular function (GO): actin filament binding
Source: RefSeq, a predicted model, not a curated record